AAGAGUGAAUCAAGGAAGCAAAGAGGCUUGAUUAAUUUCCUAAGAGGAGGAGGAGGAGGAGGAAGGCUGGAUCGUGGCCAAUCGCGAGAGAAAGGAAGACGGGCAGCAGUGGGGGGUCUGGUGACCUUUGAGGAAGAGGAGGAGGAGGCAGCAGCUGUGCAUUUCACGGAGGAGGAGUGGAUCUCCUGGAUCCGGGCCAAAGCACUCCGCACAGGGAAGCCAUGGAGGAGAAUUAUGAGAUUGGAGCCUCUUUCAAAUCGGAGCUCAAUUCCUGUUUGGAAGACGGAGAGGAUCUUCUUCUUCAGGUUCCCAAAGAGGAGGAGACCUCAGCAGAACGAGACCUCGCUUCCUGUAAGGAAGAAGGAGAAAGUCUGUUUAUCCAGGUCCCCAAAGAAGAGGAGGAGGAGACCUCAGCAGAGCUAGGCUUCAUUUCCUGUUGGGAAAGAGGAGGAGGAGGAGAAGAUCCACUUAUCCAGGGUCUCAAAGAAGAGGAGGCGGAGACAUCAGCAGAACCAGACCUCAUUUCCUGUUGGGAAGGAGGAGAAGAUCCGGUGAUGCAGGAACCCAAAGAAGAGGAGGAGACCUCAGCAGGAUACAUCUGGGGGUCCAAGGCUGAGGGAGAACCAUCUGAAGUAUCACUGGAAAAAGCUGAGGAGCAGAUGCAGGAGCAGAAACUGAGGAGUCAAGAUGGAGCAAAGGGACAGGAGGAGAGACAGACGCACACAGGGGACAAACCUCAUAAGUGCUUGGAGUGUGGAAAGAGCUUCAGAUGGAGUAACGCCCUUACUUCGCAUCAAAGAGUUCACACAGGGGACAAACCUUAUAAAUGCUUUGAGUGUGGAAAGAGCUUCAGCUGGAGUAGCAACCUUACUUCGCAUCAAAGAAGUCACACAGGAGACAAACCUUACAAAUGUUUGGAGUGUGGAAAGAGCUUCAGUGACAAGAGCACCCUUAGUAAACAUGAAAGAAUUCACACAGGAGACAAACCUUAUAAAUGCUUGGAGUGUGGAAAGAGCUUCAGUCGGAGUGACAACCUUACUUCGCAUCAAAGAACUCACACAGGGGACAAACCUUAUACAUGCUUCAAGUGUGGAAAGAGCUUCAGUUACAGUAGCCACCUUACUUCGCAUCAAAGAAGUCACACAGGAGACAAACCUUACAAAUGUUUGGAGUGUGGAAAGACCUUCAGUGACAGUAGUGCCUUUAGUACACAUGAAAGAAUUCACACAGGGGACAAACCUUACAAAUGCUUGGAGUGUGGAAAGAGCUUCAGUCAGAGUGGCCACCUUACUUUGCAUCAAAGAAUUCACACAGGGGACAAACCUUAUAAAUGUCUGGAGUGUGGAAAGGGCUUCAGUCGGAGUGACACCCUUACUUUGCAUCAAAAUAGUCACACAGGAGACAAACCUUAUCAAUGCUUGGAGUGUGGAAAGAGCUUCAGUCGGAGUAGCAGACUUAUUUCGCAUCAGAGAACUCACACAGGAGACAAACCUUAUAAAUGCUUCGAGUGUGGAAAGAGCUUCAGGUGGAGUAGCGCCCUUACUUUGCAUCAAAGAACUCACACGGGACAAACCUUAUAAAUGCUUGAAGCGUGGAAAGAGCUUAAGUCGGAGUGACCACCUUACUUUGCAUCAAAGAACUCACACGGGACAAACCUCAUAGAUGCUUGGAGUGUGAAAAGAGCUUCAGUCGGAGUGACCACCUUACUUCGCAUCAAAGAAGUCACACAGGAGACAAACCUUACAAAUGUUUGGAGUGUGGAAAGAGCUUCAUUAAGAGUGGCCACCUUACUUCGCAUCAAAGAAUUCACACAGGGGACAAACCUUAUCAAUGCUUGGAGUGUGGAAAGAGCUUCAGUCAGAGUUGCAGCCUUACUGUUCAUCAAAGAACUCACACAGGAGACAAACCUUAUAAAUGCUUCGAGUGUGGAAAGAGCUUCAGGUGGAGUAGCGCCCUUACUUUGCAUCAAAGAACUCACACGGGACAAACCUUAUAAAUGCUUGAAGCGUGGAAAGAGCUUAAGUCGGAGUGACCACCUUACUUUGCAUCAAAGAACUCACACGGGACAAACCUCAUAGAUGCUUGGAGUGUGAAAAGAGCUUCAGUCGGAGUGACCACCUUACUUCGCAUCAAAGAAGUCACACAGGAGACAAACCUUACAAAUGUUUGGAGUGUGGAAAGAGCUUCAUUAAGAGUGGCCACCUUACUUCGCAUCAAAGAAUUCACACAGGGGACAAACCUUAUCAAUGCUUCGAGUGUGCAAAGAGCUUCAGUUGGGGUAGCACCUUUACUUCACAUCAAAGAACUCACUCGGGACAAACCUUAUCAAUGCUUGGAGUGUGGAAAGAGCUUCAGUGAGAGUAGCCACCUUACUGUGCAUCAAAGAACUCACACAGGAGACAAACCUUAUAAAUGCUUGGAGUGUGGAAAGACCUUUCAUCAGAAUGGCUACCUUCAGGUGCAUCAAAGGAUCUGUACAAGGGAAGAGAUUUAUCAAUGCUUUGAAAAGUUUGUUGUUGUUAUGUGACUUCAAGUUGAUUAAGACUUAUGGCGACCCUAUGAAUCAGUGACCUCCAAGAGCAUCUGUCAUGAACCUCCCUGUUCAGAUCUUGUAAGUUCAGGUCUGUGGCUUCCUUGAUGGAGUCAAUCCAUCUCUUGUUUGGCCUUCCUCUUUUUAUACUCCCUUCUGUUUUUCCCAGCAUUAUUGUUUUUUUCUAGUGAAUCGAGUUCCAAGGGCCAGAUAGAAAGGUCUGGAGGUCCACAUUUGCCCCGCCCUCGGGGCCAGAUGUUCCGCAUCCCUGGGUUGAAGGCUAACAUCCAGUCCUCACGCAUGACUAUGUUCUCUGUUGUUUCAAGAGGCAGCUCAGGCCCUGCCCGGGGGAUUGAAAGUACACUAUUUCUAGAAGAGAUGUACAAAUAAGUAUAAAGCAGGCAGGUAUAACUGUCAAUCAACCAAAAAAGGGACAUCCCCUCAUUUCCUCCCCCGCCCUCAAGAAAGGUAAUGAAAGGCAAGCAAGGGAUGGUUCUUGCGGGAGGGUGCAGUGUAGCAGGAUAUUCUCGUACCAUCCUUCUGGAAAGUCUGCAUCCUCUGAGCAUGGAAAGAUGGUCUCCCACAGGGAGAAUGAUGGGAUGCCCAUAGAGCAGCCAAGUCUAACUGAUGAGGGCUGCAGGCGGGGGGGGGAGGAGAGAGAGAGAGAGAGAUCACUAUGGGGAGGGGGAAUUAAUCCCAGGCAGGGUUUGGGUCCAUCACCUUGGAUAUGGGGCCAAUUUGAAAUACCAAGGCAGUUGGGGGGAAACAGCACCUUCCCUGUGCGUUCAUUCAGGAGAGGCUUGGCUCUGAACCGGUACCUUGGCCACUGACCACGACUACUAUGUGAAUUGGGGAUUUUGCCUAAAGGCUCCAGGGCAAGGAGUGUCUCUUUGGCUCUUGCUGUCUGUAAUCCUUGGCAAGUUUUCUGGGCUCUGAGUUUCCCUUUGGCUCAGGAUGGUUAACCAGUCUAAGGGGUGGUGGCACUCUACCUUAUACUGCCAUUAUAAAUUGUUUUUAUAUUGUUUUAAAUUUUAAAAUUGUGCUUCAAAUUGUUUUUUAAAAUAUGUGUUUUAAAUUGUAUAUUUGUUUUAAUGUUUUU
Messenger RNA from Rhineura floridana, 3629 nucleotides. Its product is annotated as zinc finger protein 501-like. Bases 222 to 1580 code for a protein of 452 amino acids. Gene Ontology annotation, biological process: regulation of transcription by RNA polymerase II. Gene Ontology annotation, molecular function: DNA-binding transcription factor activity, RNA polymerase II-specific; RNA polymerase II transcription regulatory region sequence-specific DNA binding. Gene Ontology annotation, cellular component: nucleus. The transcript has 7 exons. The record is from RefSeq and is a predicted model, not a curated record. NCBI's taxonomy places the organism in Eukaryota, Metazoa, Chordata, Lepidosauria, Squamata, Rhineuridae.